AUCCUUGACUUCGUCUUCAUCUUCAUCAUAAUCAAUAAUCUCUCUCUCCUUUUUCUCUCAUCGACGAACCAUGGCGAGCCUCUGGCGGGCAGCGAUGGGAUCUACUCAAGCGCCGGACGAUUACGAAGGCGUGGAGUUCUGGUCCAACCCUGAGCGAGUAGGAUGGUUGACCAAACAAGGUGAGUACAUCAAGACAUGGCGCCGUCGAUGGUUCAUCCUCAAGCAAGGUAAACUCUUCUGGUUCAAGGAAUCAAUCGUCACGCGAUCCUCAAGGCCUCGUGGUGUCAUCCCCGUAGCCACCUGCUUAACUGUCAAAGGUGCCGAAGAUGUUCUUAACAAGCAAUUCGCAUUCGAACUCUCCACUCGUGCUGAGACUAUGUACUUUAUCGCCGAUUCUGAAAAGGAGAAGGAAGACUGGAUUAAUUCAAUUGGUAGAUCAAUCGUUCAGCAGUCCAGAUCAGUUACCGACAGGGAGAUUGUUGAUUACGAUAACAAGUAAUGAUUGAUUCUCUGUAAAUUCUAAAUAUAUAAAAAAAAAAACGUCUAGGUAUGCUUUGAUCUUACUUUCCUCGAACGAUCUGUGCAUUUCCAUGUUAUUUGCGUGAUUACAUAUCAAAUUCAGAACCGUAUGCUUUUGUGGAGUCGGUCUUGCCAUCUCAAUUUCAUGAUGAAGCUCUGGGAAUUGUGGACCGGUUGUAUACCAUUUUCCUAAAACUUAUCAAAUAAACUUGAUUCCUGAA
This is a messenger RNA of Impatiens glandulifera, 740 nucleotides long. Its product is annotated as pleckstrin homology domain-containing protein 1-like. Lineage: Eukaryota; Viridiplantae; Streptophyta; Magnoliopsida; Ericales; Balsaminaceae. The coding region runs from base 71 to 499 and encodes 142 amino acids. The transcript has a single exon. The record is from RefSeq and is a predicted model, not a curated record.